This is a messenger RNA of Schizosaccharomyces octosporus yFS286, 2876 nucleotides long. RefSeq lists its product as uncharacterized. The transcript has a single exon. The record is from RefSeq and is a predicted model, not a curated record. Bases 131 to 2518 code for a protein of 795 amino acids. Lineage: Eukaryota; Fungi; Ascomycota; Schizosaccharomycetes; Schizosaccharomycetales; Schizosaccharomycetaceae.
CAAAAUUGGUUACCGUCGUGCACUCUUAAGAACAGAGUCCUCGCGUUGUAUUCUUUUGCCAAUCUCUGCUACUACAAAUACUUACACACCAUUAACGGUGAACGGAGAGAAACGUCUCUAUAAUUAGGUCAUGGAGAAAUUACAUGAAAAUGAAGUAAAAAACCUUGCAGAAGAAACUAAAACGUCCUCUACGGACCAUAUAAGCUCGAUAUUUAAGCGACCGAAAAUUAAAUCUUCUUCCUUAAAUAAAGCAUACUUGGGGAAGACAUCCACACCAGGCUGUUCUAAUGCCGUCAGCGGGGUUUCUGGAGGUCCUACUAAGAACGUCCAAGUAUCCGGUCGCUUAGACGGAUCCAUCUCACCUUCUACGAACGGAGGAUCAAAUAAUUCGACACCCAAAAGCGCAUCUGCUUCUUUGGCACCAACUGCUGCUGAGACUAUCGACGAUCCGGUGCGAUUGAAUAGUGUAGACCAUGCUUCACCAACUGCAGGUAUCAAGGCUGCGAGUGGUACCGGCCAUGCUCCCCAUAAUAAGGUCCGUCUUUCUAUCAAAUUAAGUACUAGUGGAAAUGUAAGCGGAGCGGGUACCCCAAAGGCUGGUACUAGCAGUACGAAUCCUUGGGCAGUUCGUUCAGCCGAACGUUUAUCGUCAAGUACGACUACAAAUAGAACCACAUCCCCCGACAGUAUAGAUACUCAUGUGGAAAACAAAAAGGGAGCUGCUUCUUUAUAUGCGUCUGCCGCUGCAUCUGCUGCCCGUCAUUCAACUUCAGCUGCUUUAGCCUCGUACGCUGGGACAAUAUACGAUUCAAACGGCAACGUUAUCAAAGGACUUGAGAAUCCAAGCUCAAUAUCUGCUUCUUCUAAUCAGUCUCAAGAUGGUUUAUCUAAUGUCGAUCCUAAAAAUAUUCAAGCUCUCGCUGCUUCCGCUUCCUCUUCCUCUAGUAGACUUCAUCAAGCCGAAAAGGACCAAGAAGUUCAAACUAAGGAAAACUCUACUACAAACAACAAAAAUCCUUCUGCCUCAGGUGGUGAAGAAGUAUCACCAAGUCGUCUUCCUUCUCCAACCAGCGUUCGUCGUGCUUCUCAUUUUUCUGAGGGAAAAUGGGAUGAAAUCGAUGAUGAAGAUGAUGAUGAUUGGGGAAGUACAAUUGAAUUUGAAGAUGGAACAACAGUUGUUAUUGACGCAAAAACUAGAAAAUAUGAGCCUUUAAAACAUCCUGAACACGAAGAACAAGAACCUUCCUCCUCACUUUCCCAAUCCGCGUCUCAUACAUUUUCUACAACGUACACUAAUUCUGAUAUUAAUGCUUCGGAAGUGUCGAAAUCUAAACCAGAUUUGGUUGAUAAUGCACCUAUGGACCCUGAACUUCUUCCCAAUGAAAAUUCCAUGACUUCUUCUGAUCCAACUGAGAAAGAUAGUUUGGUUUCUAGAGGAAGAACUGUUGAAAAGAUGAACUAUAGCAAGUCUACGUUAGAGAAAAGUUCUGAUGCUCCGCGAAACACGGUUGCCUUUUCUGAGAACGAAGAAACUACAAGGAAUGUAGAACAACCUGCUUUAGAACAAAACAAUUCGUCUCCUUCUGUAGCAGUGAAUAGUCUUCGAGAAGAACAGCAGCGUGUAAUGUCAGAAGCCCGUCAAAAAGCCGUGGAGCGUAGACGUCAAGAAGAAGAACAGCUAACGCAAUCAAGAGAACGAGCACGGAAGAAGGCAGAAGAGAUCAAAUUAGCUACCGAUUUAAGAGAGCCUGGUAGUCCUUUGGAUACAUCCAAUAUCAAUGAUGUUAAGGAUAACCAAAUAUCACCGACUUUAUCCAAUGUUCAACACAAAAAAGAAGAUGCAGAUGUUUCUUCUUGGAGAGACAGCGAUCCUCCUAUUCCUCCCGUUCAACCUAUUUCAAAUUCCGAGAAGUCUGGAAAUUUUCGUUCUUCAAUUGGUAGCGAUGAGAACGCAACUCGUCAUAGCAAGUCCAGAAGUAUAGAUGAAGUUAUUCUCAGUAUUAAGGACGUUAUUUUUGAUAACAAUCUUUACAAACAACGUUCUUAUCAAACUGGUACUUCUCAAUUGCCUGUUCGUCCUCAUCAAGAACAGUUGAGUAGCUCCCGGUACUCGUCAGCUGUAACUUCUCCUUAUUCCGAUAGGAUGAAAUCGUCUUUCGAUUCGAAUAGCAUUUCACAUAACAGACCUCAUGGUACCGCCAAAAUAUCUCGUCCUCGAGGAGAUGUAGUAUUGAACAUUCGUUUUCCUUUUACGGGUCCCACACGUAAACUAUCUACUAGGUCAUUAAAAUUAGAGGAAUUGAAGCCAUUGGAAGAAAAGGUGCCAGUCUUUCGGUCUUCUUCAAAACAACCACUUCGUAUACAUCCUAGUCAACCUUUUCGAGUAACUGUAAGCUUACCCGGGGAAAAAGCUGUACAAGUACUCAGACGCUCUUUUCGUAAUACUAUGAAUCCGAAUCAUUAUGAUCCUCACCGCCGGGAACGAAUUGAUACUGGCUUCUGGCGAUCGGCUGCUUGAACCGGUUUGCUGCAAUCUGUAAGGUUAUGUGUAUCUAUCUACGACUGUAACGUUUUUUGUUUUGUUUCAAUUUUUCGUCUAAUUCUUAUUUAUAAAUCAACCGAAAAAUUGUGCAAAAAGAACACGACGAACUACUCACGGUUCUAUUGCUAUCUACGUUCUCACUUUUGCAUAAUAAAUAUUCGCUUUGUUAAUACGAACUGAUUUAGCGUCCCAAUCUUAUAUUUGAGUACCUAUAUUGGUAAAUAUCUGUACAUAUUACAAUCACUUGUUUUCAUUGAAGGAAAGGAUUAGUGAUUGAGUCUAUCGCUUAACAUGAGUAAUGAAUUUGUCUCAUAACAUUGAAAUUAAAAGGACA